Messenger RNA from Hirsutella rhossiliensis, 552 nucleotides. RefSeq names its product F-box domain-containing protein. The record is from RefSeq and is a predicted model, not a curated record. Lineage: Eukaryota; Fungi; Ascomycota; Sordariomycetes; Hypocreales; Ophiocordycipitaceae. The transcript is spliced from 2 exons. The coding region runs from base 1 to 552 and encodes 183 amino acids. Gene Ontology annotation, molecular function: protein binding.
AUGGUUCCGACCGUCUGCCCCUGCCGGAGCCCCGUCCCGGACCCUGCGCCGGAGCUCGGCCGCCGCGCCGCCCCCGUGCCGACGCGCCGAAAGACCAGCCUGUCAUCGCUGCCGCCCGAGAUCCACCUGGCCGUCGCAAACUACCUCAUCUACCCCGACGCCCUGUCUCUCAAGCACACCAGCCGGCACUUUUACAGCAUCGUCGACACGGGCAUCGAGCUCAAGAUUGACUGGCUGGUCGAGCGGCGCCGCCUACACCUCGAAUGCCCCAACGACCGGCGCUGUGACCUCGGCAGCGACCUUCGAUUCUGCCGCGGCAGCGUGCCGCUGUUGAUGCAGCGCCGUAGAGAACACGUCGAGUGCGAGUCUCGGCCGGGGCUCGGGUGUCUCGUGCACGGGACCCGGGCAUGCUCCCACCGGUCCAAGAGGCCCAGCCGCUGGCGGUCGGGUCUUCAUACCAAGCUAACCGUCGAGCUGUGGUGGCUGCUGCUGGCUCUCGUGCCGAUCCUGGGCGGCUGGCUGUGGAUGACGCAGAUAUCGCCAAUGCUGUGA